Selaginella moellendorffii is the source of this 675-nucleotide messenger RNA. RefSeq names its product pentatricopeptide repeat-containing protein At4g02750-like. Gene Ontology annotation, molecular function: RNA binding; protein binding. Gene Ontology annotation, biological process: RNA modification. The record is from RefSeq and is a predicted model, not a curated record. Bases 1 to 675 code for a protein of 224 amino acids. The transcript has a single exon. Lineage: Eukaryota; Viridiplantae; Streptophyta; Lycopodiopsida; Selaginellales; Selaginellaceae.
AUGCCGCACGAAAGGAGCGUAGAGAUUUGGAACGCGCUGGCGGCGGCCUACGUCCACGACUCGCGAUUCAACGAGGCCAAGCGAUUGUUUGACGAGAUGCCCGAGAGAGAUGUCUUCUCCUGGACGGGGAUGGUGGCGGCCUACACCACGAGCGGUAACUUGGAUCUUGCCAGGAGGAUGUUCGACAGCAUGCCCGACAAAGAUCUUGUCGCCUGGAACUCGAUGAUUGCAGCGCACUGUCGUGUCGGGACUGUGGACGACGUGCUGCGCCUCUACACCGGUCUGCUGCUGGCCGGCACUGUCCCCGACGAGGUGACAUUCACGACCGUGCUGGGAGCUUCCAGCCACGCGGGGCUCCUGCGCGAGGGACUGGCUUACUUCGUCUCGAUGACGCUCGAUCACCGGAUCAUGCCUUUGCACCGCCACUACCGCUGCGUGAUCGAUCUUCUCGGGAGGUCCGGGCUGCUGCUGGAUGCCGAGCAGCUGCUCAAAGGCCUGCCUUACAACUUCGCGGCGGAUGACAUCGCUGGAGCGGCGUUCCUGGGAGCUUGCAAGACGCACAGAGACGUCGAUCGUGGAGCUCAAGUUGCGAGAGAAGUGAUAGAUAUGGAUGCCAAGGAUGACACUCCAUAUGUGCUUCUCUCCAGCAUCUACUCCGGACGAAGAGCUGUGUAG